GCCUUUAUCAUUUUCUAUCAUUCUGUGGAAAAGACCAGUAGAAAAGAUGAAGUUAGUCUGGCUCAUCUGCACAGUGGCUGUUGCCAUCUCUGUAUGUUUGGCUUUCAACAUUGAUACGACAGCCACCCGCAUCUUUACUACAGAACAAAAAGAUUUCUUCCAAAACAAGGUGCUUCAGUUACUGUCUGACAAGAACAAUGGGACACUUGUCACUGCACCAGAGCAGCUAGGACCUGAAGAGACAUGCACAUCUGAUCUGAACCUGACCCACCGCUGCAUCAUUGUUCCAGAAAUUUCUCCCGCAGACAGCCCGAUACCCAUCAGGCACUUUGGACUGUCGAUAUCUGAGGACGCCAUGCGCUCUCAAAUCACUGUCUGCAGCCCAAGUGCAGUGCAUCCACACAGUGGGAACUCGUCUCUGAACAAAGUGUGUUACAAGAUGAAACUUGACCGUGGACCGUCCACCCAAGAACAAACAAAUAAGUCUGUGGAAGUAGUUUUUUUAUUUGAUGGAUCAGCAAGUAUGACUGAAGCAGAAUUCAACAAAAAUAAAGACUUCAUUGUGGAGAUAAUGGAGAGCCAUAGGGACACACCAGUAACGUUCGCAGCAGUUCAGUUCUCCAACACAGUCCACAAAGUGUUUGACUUCAACGACUAUGAAGACGGACGCGCUCUCGAAAAACUUAUGAAAGAAAAACAUUUAAAAAGUCUCACCAUGACACACAGAGCCCUCGAAUUUGUGCUAGAUGAAAUCUUUGACAACAAUGCUACAGGCGCCUCUCCUGAUGUUACCAAAGUUCUGGUUCUAAUCACAGACGGAGAUCCCUCUGAUACAGACAGGAAUGGGAUCAUUAAAAGAUACGACGAUAAAAAUAUAAUUCGUCUUGUCGUUGGGGUCAGAGCUGCCAGACUGGAUAAAUUCAGGGCCAUUGCUUCAGAGCCAAAACAUAGAAAUGCCUUCAAAAUUGAGGACUUUGAUGGACUCAUAGGAGUGCUGGAGAAUUUACAGGAAAAGAUAUUUACUGUGGAAGGUUGCACAGCUCCUCGGGCAGAAUUCAGUGGAUUCAGUGCUGUUUUCAAAAAGGUUUGCAGCACAACUGCAGUCAGCAACUGUUCCGACAACUCGUACCUGAAUAUUGUCUGUCACCAGAUCCCAAAUCUUCAACAAACCUCUGCUUCUGUUGGUGAAGAACGAACAAAUAAGUCUGUGGAAGUCGUUUUUUUAUUUGAUGGAUCAGCGAGUUUGGAUGAAAGAGAAUUCAACAAAAUUAAGGACUUCAUUGUGGAGAUAAUGGGCAGCCUUAGGGACAUGCCAGUAACGUUCGCAGCAGUUCAGUUCUCCAGAACAGUCCACAAAGUGUUUGACUUCAACGACUAUGCAGCUGGACGUGCUCUCGAUAAACUUAUGAAAGAAAAACAUUUAAAAAGUCUCACCAUGACACACAGAGCCCUCGAAUUUGUGCUAGAUGAAAUCUUUGACAACAAUGCUACAGGCGCCUCUCCUGAUGUUACCAAAGUUCUGGUUCUAAUCACAGAUGGAGAUCCCUCUGAUACAGACAGCAGAGGGAUCAUUAAAAGAUACGACGAUAAAAAUAUAAUUCGUCUUGUCGUUGGGGUCAAAGAUGCUAAGCUGGAUAAAUUCAGGGCCAUUGCUUCAGAACCAAAACAUAGAAAUGCCUUCAAAAUUGAGGACUAUGAUGUACUCACAGGAGUGCUGGAGAAUUUACAGGAAAAGAUAUUUACUGCGCAAGGUUGCACAGCUCCUCUGGCAGAAUUCAGUGGAUUCAGUGCUGUUUUCAAAAAGGUUUGCAGCACAACUGCAGUCAGCAACUGUUCCGACAACUCGUACCUGAAUAUUGUCUGUCACCAGAUCCCAAAUCUUCAACAAACCUCUUCUUCUGUUGUUGAAGAACGAACAAAUAAGUCUGUGGAAGCCGUUUUUUUAUUUGAUGGAUCAGCGAGUUUGGAUGAAAGAGAAUUCAACAAAAUUAAGGACUUCAUUGUGGAGAUAAUGGGCAGCCUUAGGGACACACCAGUAACGUUCGCAGCAGUUCAGUUCUCCAACACAGUCCACAAAGUGUUUGACUUCAACGACUAUGCAGCUGGACGUGCUCUCGAUAAACUUAUGAAAGAAAAACAUUUAAAAAGUCUCACCAUGACACACAGAGCCCUCGAAUUUGUGCUAGAUGAAAUCUUUGACAACAAUGCUACAGGCGCCUCUCCUGAUGUUACCAAAGUUCUGAUUCUAAUCACAGAUGGAGAUCCCUCUGAUACAGACAGCAGAGGGAUCAUUAAAAGAUAUGACGAUAAAAAUAUAAUUCGUCUUGUCGUUGGGGUCAAAGAUGCUAAGCUGGAUAAAUUCAGGGCCAUUGCUUCAGAACCAAAACAUAGAAAUGCCUUCAAAAUUGAGGACUAUGAUGUACUCACAGGAGUGCUGGAGAAUUUACAGGAAAAGAUAUUUACUGUGGAAGGUUGCACAGCUCCUCGGGCAGAAUUCAGUGGAUUCAGUGCUGUUUUCAGAAAGGAUAGCCUGAUCGUGGGUUCUGUGGGAUUGAACAGCUGGCGUAGUUUUCUCCGUAGACCUCAAGAACGAAUGCAGGGUUACCUGGGAAAUUCCAUUUCCAUUGGAAAGAAAAACGGUGUUCCUUUGUAUUUCACGGGUGCUCCAGAGUUUGAGCAAACAGGACAGGUCGUUUUCAGACACCACUGUGAACAAUGGACAGAACUUCAAAGAAUUCGUGGAGAACAGAUUGGUUCCUACUUCGGUGCUGAGCUGUGCUCAUUAGAUGUUGAUUCAGAUGGGAGCACUGACUUCCUGCUGGUAGGAGCUCCACAGUUUCAUCUGCCUCAGGUGAAGAAAGAAGGCCGGGUCUACAUCUACUCUGUGAGCGAUGAGACUGUACUGGAAAGUAACCAGGAUGUGACGGGACCAUCCAUGGGUAGAUUUGGCACCACCAUAUCCAGUCUUCCAGACCUGAAUGGAGAUGGACUCCGAGACGUAGCUGUCGGAGCUCCGCUUGAGGAUGAUAACAGAGGUGCCGUGUAUAUCUACCAUGGCAACAGGCAGAGAGGGAUAGUCAGCACUUUCAGCCAGAGAAUCAUGGGAAAAAAUAUAGACAACGGGCUGAAAUUCUUUGGAAGGGCCAUCUUCGGGGACGUCGGGGAGGAUGGGCUCCCGGGUGUUGUGGUUGAAUCACAUGGUGCAGCUGUUGUAUUCAGAUCCAAGCCGGUCUUCAACGUCUUGGCUCGUCUGUCUUUUCACCCUGAGAACCUCGACACCCUGAGUCCAGAUACAAAUGUAGCUUUGGUUAAAAUAACGGCAUGCUUUGCAAAGGUCGAAGCAACAAAGAGCAAAGCAGGGUCAGUGAGCUCAGCAUUGAACAUCACAUAUAUACUUAAUGUGAUGGGACAAGCAAGUCAAAGUAUGUUCAGUCAGACCCUGGAGCUGAGAGAUGAAAACACCUGCGUCAGCUACUCCAUCAACAGAGCAAACUAUGUGGCAGACACAUCAACACCUCUCAGGAUCAGACUUAACUUCCUUCAACCUGAUAGCGAGAGCGAGAGCGCCGUCCUGAGCGUGGACUCUGAAAGAGAGGCUGUCCUUGAGAUUCCCAUUUAAAAAUAAUGCAGAAGAAGUGAGAGCUGAACUGUUCAAGAACAUAUUUCUGAUCUUUAGCAAGUAAAAAACAUGCUCAGAAGAGUUAUUAUCAUGGAGUAAUUAUUAUCAUUAAUAAAAGACUUAUUAAUGAAAACAAUGAGAAAUUACUUUGUCUUUAAAUGUAAAACUUUUCAAUUCGUUCUUUCCUAAUUUUUAGUUCUUUAAUUUAGGUUCAGUUUUGUUUUAUUUACACCCCACAUAAUCAUAACAACAGUCACCUAAAGCCCAUAAAGACUCUGCACAAAAUAGAGAUAAAUGCAGAGAACACCCCAACAAUAAAAACUACCCCUCAUGAACAAGCACAUGGCAACAGCUGGAAGGAAAAACUCUCUUUCAGCAGGAAGAAACCUCCAGCACAACCAGGCUCAGGGAGGGGCAGCCAGCUGCUGUGACCAGCUGUGGGUGAGGAAAGGACAAAGGACGUGCUGUGGAAGAGAGCCAGAGAUUAAUAAUGACUCACAAUUAAAAGCUGAGAGGUGUGUAAACACACCGAGAGUGAGGAAGAAACAUCAUGAGAAGCCGUCAGCAGCCUGGGCCUUCGGUUAGCUAGAAUCUAAAGUUGUUUCACAGAGACACUCUGCUGAUGUGUUUAAACUUUUGUCUCGUCAAAUCCGAAAACAAUAAAAUAAAACAUAUCAAAGCCUUUCACAUCACACAGCGCUGUCAUUAAGCUCCUGGCCUGUUUCUAUGCAUCCUUAACAUUACUGUCAUCUUGUGGCCACAGUCAGCUACUGUGGCUGAAAAUCUGAACUCUAAAGCAUAAACAUGUCAGUUCCUGCCUCUCAAUAUAAAAAAAGGAAAAACUGUUUGUGCACGAAAUAAAAACUUACACUU
Oreochromis niloticus (Nile tilapia) is the source of this 4492-nucleotide messenger RNA. Its product is annotated as integrin alpha-L. Gene Ontology annotation, molecular function: integrin binding. The transcript has 31 exons. The coding region runs from base 47 to 3619 and encodes 1190 amino acids. Gene Ontology annotation, biological process: integrin-mediated signaling pathway; cell-cell adhesion; cell-matrix adhesion. Gene Ontology annotation, cellular component: external side of plasma membrane; integrin complex. Lineage: Eukaryota; Metazoa; Chordata; Actinopteri; Cichliformes; Cichlidae. The record is from RefSeq and is a predicted model, not a curated record.